AUGGACCAAGUUCAAAGACUGAAAAAGGAUUAUCCAUGGAUUCAAACACCGCUGAUAGUAGGAGCGCCAAUGCGACUCAUCGCGUUAGCAGACCUAGCCGUGGAGAUAACAAAAGCCGGCGGCAUCGGCUUCAUAGGCGCUGGAACAGACAUAUCUGAUCUCACCACCCAUCUCCAAUCUGCCCAGACCCAACUGGGAUCCACAUCAUCAACAGCCCUCCUACCCAUUGGCAUCGGCUUCAUCAACUGGGGCGCUGACCUAGACGCCAGCAUCCCUAUCAUCGCCCAGUACCGCCCCGCAGCAGUAUGGUUCUUCGCACCCUCUUCCACUUCAUCGCUCGUCGAGUGGACGCAGAGAACACGCGAAGUAAGUCCCAAAACGAAAGUAUGGGUACAAGUAGGCAGCGUGCUCGAAGCGCUCGAAGCAGUAAGGAACGCAAAGCCCGACGUACUCGUCGUGCAGGGUACCGACGCAGGAGGCCACGGCCUAGCGCAGGGAGCAGGUAUAAUCAGCCUACUACCCGAAGUCUCUGAUGCCGUGCAGCAAGAAGUCGCUUCUCCAGCGGAAGAAGAAGAAGAAGAAGAAGAAGAAGAAGAAGAAGGAGGAGGAGGAGGAGGAGGUAAAAAGGAGGCCUACGCGCCGGUUCUACUCGCAGCUGGCGGCAUCGUCGAAUCCCGCGGCGCUGCAGCAGCACUCGCACUCGGCGCGGGGGGCAUCGUCCUCGGCACGCGCUUCCUAGCUAGUCGUGAAGCGAAUAUCUCGCGCGGAUACCAGGCUGAAGUCCUGCGUGCCGUGGAUGGCGGGCAGACGACUGUGCGGACUAAAGUGUACGAUGACUUGCGGCGCACGAGGUGGGCGGACACGCAUAAUGCUCGGGGGGUGAUUAAUAAGAGCUAUGUUGAUGCGAUGAGGGGAAUGGAUGAAGAGGAGAAUAGGAGGUUGUAUAAUGAGGAGAUGGAGAAAGGGGAUGCGGGCUGGGGGGUCGAGAAUAGGAUGACUACGUAUGCUGGGAGUGCGGUUGGACUGGUGAAGCAGGUUAUGGGGGCGGGAGAGAUUGUUAGGGAGGUUAGAGAGGGUGUGAAGGGCGUGCUUGAGGGCGUUAGAGAGAGACUCUAG
Messenger RNA from Cucurbitaria berberidis CBS 394.84, 1116 nucleotides. RefSeq names its product inosine monophosphate dehydrogenase. The record is from RefSeq and is a predicted model, not a curated record. Gene Ontology annotation, molecular function: nitronate monooxygenase activity. The transcript has 2 exons. NCBI's taxonomy places the organism in Eukaryota, Fungi, Ascomycota, Dothideomycetes, Pleosporales, Cucurbitariaceae. Bases 1 to 1116 code for a protein of 371 amino acids.